Messenger RNA from Limulus polyphemus (Atlantic horseshoe crab), 1197 nucleotides. Its product is annotated as lachesin-like. The coding region runs from base 31 to 1197 and encodes 388 amino acids. The record is from RefSeq and is a predicted model, not a curated record. The transcript is spliced from 7 exons. Gene Ontology annotation, molecular function: protein binding. NCBI's taxonomy places the organism in Eukaryota, Metazoa, Arthropoda, Merostomata, Xiphosura, Limulidae.
CGUUUUGAUUUACGUACAAAUCCAGCUCUUAUGACAAUAGAGCCAAUUCAAGCAGAUGAUGCAGGAGAAUACCGUUGUAGAGUGGACUUCCGUUGGGCAAGAACACUCAACAACAUCAUGAAAUUGCAAGUCGUGGUUCCUCCCAAAGACGUCUUGAUAUUGGACGAAAACCUCCAACCACUUUACAGAUUAAUAGGGCCAUACGACGAAGAUUCUAUGCUACGACUAAAGUGUCUAGCUAAAGGUGGAAGACCUCCUCCGUCUGUGACCUGGUGGAGAGAACUACAUCUUCUUGACAAAAUACACGAGAACGAAAACGAAGAAGAAGUUGUGAACGAGCUUGUGAUUCGUCGUCUCGCCAGAACUGAUCUGAACGCCGAAUUGAUAUGUCAAGUGUGGAACUCGAAUCUUACAUCCUCAAUUAUUGCCACCGUCUUUCUUGACCUGAACUAUAAACCACUAGUUGAUGUAUUUCUUCAUGGAGGUCGAACUUCUCAAGCCGUGCACGAAGAUGACGAUGCCUAUCUUGAUUGCUACGUGAAAGCCAAUCCUACAGUCAAUGAGAUAAACUGGUACUUCCAAGAAAGUGAACUCAAGAGCAACUCUAAAGAUGCAAUAAUAAUUAAUAAUCAAUCUAUUAUAUUGAAAAACGUUAGUCGAAAACAGAGCGGCUUUUAUCGAUGUUCGGCUAGAAAUUCGGAAGGGGAAGGAAAGAGCAAAUCUAUCGAAUUGGAGAUUAAAUGUCCGCCUGAGCCUGUAAUCAACUGUACCUGGGCCAAUGAAACUAGUUAUUUUCUUCUUGUCGAAUGUAAGUCAGGCUACGACGGUGGUCUUCAGCAACUAUUUCAGAUGGAAGUUUACGAUGUGGAUAAAAAACAUCUCCAAAUCAAUCUAACCAGCCACAGUAAACCAGUUUUUCAUGUCUCUGGUCUAACUCCGGGAGCCUCUUUGAUUCUCGUUGUGUAUGCCAUUAAUGCGAAAGGAAGAAGCUCAGCCGUUGAAAUGAAUGUAGAGACAUCUGUGUCCACAGAACGUCAGUUCCGUAAUUCUCCAAGUUCACCUUUAAAACCAUUACUGGGAGUUUUAUUUGCUGGUCUGGCGAUUUUGACAUUCAUAAUUUUCCUAGUUUUUCGGCUCAAACGAAAGAGAAAAGAAAAAGAUGCUCAUGGAGAAGAGCACGUGAAAAAGGAAAGGUAA